CGCAGAGGUCCAGUACGGAGUCCCCAUAUUGUCCAGUCCUGUCGUAGUUAUACUGGCCUCCACCAUCAACUUACGGGUCAUAUCAACCCGCCUUUCUUUCUCUUCUCUCUUUCAUAAAUAUCGACCAUGGCCGUCGACAGUUCGUAUGACGGCAUUGUCCACGAUUAUUAUUAACUGACUCUCCCCGAAUCGUAUUUCUUCUUUCCUACCAAACCUCAAACCGACUCUCUCCACCAUGGACGACUCCCAGCCGGUGGUGGCCACCCAGCAGGCCAAACGCAAGCAACGGCCAGUCUAUUCAUGUUUACCUUGCCACCAGCGAAAAGUGAAGUGCAACCGGGUGUUACCAUGUAAAUCAUGCUGUUUGCGUGGUCUCCCGGAUGAGUGCACAUUCCCUCGAUCCGCCGAGGAGCAGAACUACAUUAGUCAAUCCGAGUACAUCACCCAGCUGGAAGAGCGAUGUCGGACCUUGGAACGGCGAUUAGCCCAUCUGGAAGCCGUGCGGCAACUGGUGAUGCACCGCGCCAAUGAACCCCCUCGCGAGCAGUCCCAGGACCCUCAUGGGCCUGGUCUGCUCCGAGACGAUGAAAAGGGAAAAGACUCCACCCUUGGACGCGAUGACGACGAUCCCGAUGGCAAACAUGACGCCGACGACGCCGACGACGCCGACAGUGAAGAUAGUGACGAAGUCAAGGUCCCUCUGGAGUGUUCCCCGGGCGCAGCUGUCCUGGACAUCUUCAUCGAACGCCUUAUCGAAGACUGUUGUCCACUCAGCAAGCGUGAGACCGGGCUCAAACGAUUUAUCUUGAGCGAUGCAUCCCAGAUGCGGGGUCGAUCAGAACUUCUGCAGGUCGCCUUUGAGAACACGGCAUUGAUGUUCAUCGGGCGCACCUGGGGCGACCGAGACAUUGAGAUGGCGGGCCAUCGACACAACAUGUACGCGAUUCGCAUGAUGCGCCGGGCGCUUCGGCGGUGUAGUGGCCAACCGGUGCCUUUGGACGUGUUUGUGGCCGCCUUCAUCUUUAUUAUACGCGAGGUGUUCACCGGCGAUAGUAGCGCAUUGAUGAAGCAUUUGCUGGGUGCUGCGCAGCUGUUGCAGUUGCGCAAACCCGAAGAACAUCAAACAGGCAUUGCGCACGCCAUCUUUCUGGACCAUCGCAUCUAUUGGAUCGCUGGCUCAAUUCUUCUCCGGCGCCCCCUGUUUCUGGUCCACCCGGAUUGGAUGAAAGUCCCAUGGGCGCAUAAACCGAAAGAUCUUCUUCACCAGCUGCUGGACAUCGGGGCGGAAGUGCCCUGCUACCUUUCCCAGACGGAGAAAUACCGGGCGGAAUUGGCGUCGGGAAGACUCAACUACGAGGAACUGUUGAAUGGGCAUGGCUCCCCAAGUGACUGGGCCCAAACCCUCGACCGUCGCCUGGAGGACUGGUAUCACCACCACAUCACCCGCUAUCCCCACGGAUCCAUCAUUGAGUCUGACCACAAGCUGGAUGCUUCAUUCCCCAAUUUCGCCUGUCGUCACCCCGACAACGGGCAUACAUUCACUCCCCGGCUCUUGACAUACCCCGACCUCCUGCUGACCACUGUCAUGUGCUACUACUGGGCUCUACGCAUCACCAUCGCCGGUGCUAACCCAACUCCACCCCCUCGCCAUCAGCGGUAUCAAUGGGCUUGCAACAUCUGUCGGAGCUUGGAGGCGUACAUCACCAGGGGACCCCGCUGUUUCAUCUAUCGCAUCCUAUACCCGAUUAUUGUAGCUUACCAGACCUUCGAGCGGGGCUCCAUCGAGCGCUGCUUUGUCGACAAACUCUGUCGUCGCUUGGACGAAUUAUACCAGGUUAAUGUUUUUCUCAACCUCAUGGCCCAGAUCGGCAACACUACGGACCUGCCAGGAAUCUGAUCCUUCUCCUUUUUCUCUCCUUCUGUCUCUUGAUUCGGUCCUCUUGGAAUGGCCCCCACAAUCUCUGAACAUAUUAGCAAUGGCCAUGAAAGAGGCAUGAAUAUGAUACCUGAUCAAUGCUGUAGAUGCUGUUCGUUUUUAUUUCAUUUUUGGCACUAAAUUUAGGCUCUUCUACUUAAUCCUCCCUCCCGCUCUUUUUUUUCUUUCUGCUCUUCAUGUUGGUUCUUCUUUUCUCCUUUUUUCAGUGUUUUCAUUGAGGAGAGUGGAGCGUUUUGGCUUGGGGUCGGCCGAGGGAGUCUGCGAGUAUUUGUCAUGGCAUGGUUUGGAGCGAUCUAGACCGGGCUUUCUAAUCGUGAUGCACCACUGUCACCCUGAGUUCUUACUGAAAAUUCAUCAAGGCAUUAAGAGGUCAGCAUGCAAAGGAGUUGUGGGC
This is a messenger RNA of Aspergillus uvarum CBS 121591, 2330 nucleotides long. RefSeq lists its product as uncharacterized. Gene Ontology annotation, biological process: regulation of DNA-templated transcription. The transcript has 4 exons. NCBI's taxonomy places the organism in Eukaryota, Fungi, Ascomycota, Eurotiomycetes, Eurotiales, Aspergillaceae. The coding region runs from base 236 to 1897 and encodes 553 amino acids. The record is from RefSeq and is a predicted model, not a curated record. Gene Ontology annotation, molecular function: zinc ion binding; DNA-binding transcription factor activity, RNA polymerase II-specific.